AUGAGGAUUGUGGCAUGGACAAUUUUCUCGUCGCUCUUGGUGGCGACGGCCAGUGCGCAACUUUCAGCUGGCAGUUCUUCAUCUGUGCUCCUCGACUCGCGCGACCUCUCCUCCACCGCAGGCAGCACUUUGCAGCUCGAGCCGCGCGACGAGGAGGUGGAGAUUGACAUCGAGGAGGUGGACGAGGAGGAUGACCAAGACGAUGCGAUCGAGGCGCGUGGUCGACGAAAGCCGCAUCACCGCAACCACAAGCACUCGCGUGCGGGCCGCAAGAAGAACAAGCACAAAGCAAACCAUGCCACGCCCUCCCCUUCUGGUGGCAAGGGCAGAUUCCACGGCAAGGGAACAUUCUUCAAGCCCAAUCAGGGAAGCUGCGGCAAGUGGAACACGGUCAACGACCACAUUGUCGCCCUCUCGUCCGACAUCUACCAGGGCGGCUCACACUGCUUCAAGGGCGUCAAUAUCUGCCACGGUUCCAAGUGCGCCAAUGCGUAUGUGGCCGACCUGUGCCCCGGCUGCAAGAAGACGAGCCUCGAUAUGACACCCUCGCUCUUCAAGGAGCUCGCCGAUACCAACCUGGGCGUCAUCGACAUUCAGUGGUCCUUUACCUCCUGA
Molecule: messenger RNA, 615 nt
Organism: Moesziomyces aphidis
Lineage: Eukaryota; Fungi; Basidiomycota; Ustilaginomycetes; Ustilaginales; Ustilaginaceae
Source: the annotation of a GenBank genome assembly